AUGCCUUCAAUAGCACAAGAAGAUUGGGAUAUCCCAUCUAUGGAUUUUCAUAUGAGUACAAAUGGAGCUAUGAAUCUAUUAAAGAGAAGGAGGGAUGUUGCGAAUUUUGCGGAUGCGAGGGAUGAGGAGGUGCAGAUGAAGAUUAAUAGUCCUAGACAUUCACACAUCCAUCCACAUCCACACAACAUCUAUCCACACGCCAUGCACCAUGAAUCCGAACGCAGGCACUUAAUUCCCCGGUCAAAAAUGAGUCUAAACAAACGAGUUCGAGUCGAAUAUCUACCCUCAGAGCCCGAGUCUAGAAUCGAACAAACGAAGGAGAAAGAGAAAAGUGGAUCUGGAAUGGAUUUACGAGCUUGUCACAUAUGUCGACGCAAACCGACUGUGAAGAAGGAAUUGGAUGCGUUUGCGAAUUGUGAGGGGUGCGGGAAGAGAGCUUGUUGGGUGUGUAUCAGGGAGUGUCUUGGAGGAUGGGGGAAUACGGAAAUGGGAGAAGAAGUUGGAGGGAAGGAGGGCUGGGGAGAGAAGGGAAUGAAGCAUAGGGGGAUGGUUUGUAGCAGAUGCUGUGUGGAGAGGGGAACUGAGGGAGAUGUGCUUUGUUUAGGGUGCUUGAGGAUGGAGGGGAGCUGAAAUUUUUUGUUCUCACGGAAAAAACAUUUACUGGGAUUUGGCACUGCCGGGAGGGAAAUAGGGCGCAUUAUGGAAAUUUAAGCAAGCUUGCGGUGCGGGUAAGCUCUGGAUUCGAUUUACCGAGGAGUAAACUCGAGGUAGGAUUCUCCGGUUCGAUGGGAAUGAUUCGAUGGAAUGAGCGAUGCGAUCGAUACCCAUUUUGAUCUGGAGUCUUAGGGUUGGCAAUCUUGCAAUGAUAAUGAUUUGCAUAUAAUAUGGGUUAUCUGGGUUUCUUUUUACGCGUUACCAUAUACAUAUAUUAUGAAUAUCGAUAUGUUUUAUUGGCUAUUUUGUUAUACUACCUUUGGCUCGUGAAUACUGUAUGGGUUUGAAUAGUCGCAUAACUAGGUGUGUUUAUAUGACAAGGUAUUCAAAAUCUG
Molecule: messenger RNA, 1049 nt
Organism: Botrytis byssoidea
Lineage: Eukaryota; Fungi; Ascomycota; Leotiomycetes; Helotiales; Sclerotiniaceae
Exons: 2
Coding region: 1-630 (209 amino acids)
Source: RefSeq, a predicted model, not a curated record